GUUCAGUGGCGACGGCAUGAUGAUGCUCCGCCGCGAUGCAAUCCUUGUAACGUCCAAUUACCGGUUAGGCGCCAUGGGCUUCCUCGCUGGUCCUUUCAGCACAGAGUCUGAAUUCCUCGAGUGGCUCAAGAAGUAUCGGACGGACGCGUUCAGUGCCCGCCGCACGGUGGCGGAUCUGCAGCCAGAGUUCGUUGAAGAGGCAUUCGCGCUCUACCCUGCGAGUGAUUACGGCGGCAGCUGGUGGUCCGCCGCUGCUGCCGUCUACACGGAUCAGCAGUACACUUGCCCGACAGCCAGGAGCGUAGGUUGGCUCAUUCGAUCUGGAAGCGUUCCAGCCGACAAUGCGUACACGUAUCAAGUCGCUUAUGCAUCUGAGGGCUACAAGGCAAAAGCAAUGUGGUUGUAUUUCAAGGACUAUUGUUUGCCUGGCUUCACUCCUCACG
Molecule: messenger RNA, 443 nt
Organism: Prorocentrum cordatum
Lineage: Eukaryota; Dinophyceae; Prorocentrales; Prorocentraceae
Source: the annotation of a GenBank genome assembly